UGAGAAAUCCUUCAAGCGCACAAUGGAUCUGGUAAGUACAGGCUCGCUCGAACGUUCUCACGUUAGCUUAAUUUCGUCCCUCCGCCCUCGUAAGCCGAAAAACACAAUCAGCAAUGGAAAACGACCAGGGUGUUCUCGUCGAUCUCUACGUCCCCCGUAAAUGUGCGGCAACAAACCGUUUGAUUACCUCCAAGGAUCAUGCGUCGGUUCAAAUUGCCAUCGCUGACGUUGACGCUAACGGUCGCGCAUUGCCAACUACCACUACCUUCGCAUUAUGUGGUCAAGUGCGGUCUCAGGGAGAAAGCGAUGACUCUAUGAACCGACUGGCAACCAAGGCUGGCUUGCUCCGCAAUGUCUGGUCAUACCAAAAGUAAACUGUAGACACUGGCUUUGUUCAAUCUCAUCUCGCUAUCCCUUAUUCCGCCCCCCUGUAUUACGCUUCUUGAAAUCCAUUUAGCAGUUGCCGCUUCAGCGCAAGCGGUUGACGCAUUACUGCAUGAUUUAUGCAUGGAAUUGUCUGGCAAACAAAUCUCAUCAGUCUAUCAUUCCACCACUGGCAGUUGGGUUGCCCUAGUAAAACUAAUAUUGUAAGGCCUAUGUAUGUACCUUGUAUACGCGUCUUAUAACCUCGUUCGUAAGCCAGUCGACCUCGCUCGUACUCAGACUCCCGGCUAGAUAGUUUGUACUUGCACGUGGAAUCCCAUCUGACUGUAAUUGCGUCA
This is a messenger RNA of Lentinula edodes (shiitake mushroom), 722 nucleotides long. RefSeq names its product 40S ribosomal protein S21. The coding region runs from base 114 to 374 and encodes 86 amino acids. The transcript is spliced from 5 exons. Gene Ontology annotation, cellular component: cytosolic small ribosomal subunit; ribosome. Gene Ontology annotation, biological process: translation; endonucleolytic cleavage to generate mature 3'-end of SSU-rRNA from (SSU-rRNA, 5.8S rRNA, LSU-rRNA); endonucleolytic cleavage in ITS1 to separate SSU-rRNA from 5.8S rRNA and LSU-rRNA from tricistronic rRNA transcript (SSU-rRNA, 5.8S rRNA, LSU-rRNA). The record is from RefSeq and is a predicted model, not a curated record. Gene Ontology annotation, molecular function: structural constituent of ribosome. NCBI's taxonomy places the organism in Eukaryota, Fungi, Basidiomycota, Agaricomycetes, Agaricales, Omphalotaceae.